AUGGAUAGGGGGAAAAUCACAGCCGAUGCCAGCAGCGCGGGAGAGAGACCAACCAAGAGGCGUGCCCGCAGUGCCCUGGCGUGUCAAAGGUGCAAGACUCGCAAGCAGCGCUGCGAUAACGAGUUCCCGUCAUGUUCGAGCUGCCUGUCUGCCGGCGAAGCUUGCUCGUACGGGCUCAAGCAAAUAUAUCCCGCCGAGUACGUGAGUUCUCUAGAGAAUCGUAUUGCAGAGCUGGAAAGAGGAGCCACUCCAGCCGUCCAGGCAGCUACGACAUCUCACGUUUCCGAUAUACCCGUCUAUCAAAAACAACAUUUGGCCAGGGAUGCUGUGGAUUCUCCGGGAGGAAAUGACGUCGCGGAAGACGGCGAGUCCAAUGCAGAGGCCGGCUCUGGCAUUAUAGCGCUGUCGCCAAACUCCUUUCUCGGGACCUCCAGUGGGUUUCCGCUGGCAAAGCUGCUUAAAUCUGCCAUCAGCACCUCCGAUGACCCGAGUCGAAUAGGUCGAUCAACAUCUAAAGGAAUCAUCACUUUUGCGCCGCAUCUGACAACUCCCUAUGAGACCGGAAGACAGAACGGGCCUCUGAUGUCCCCUGGCAGGGCAGACAUGCCUACGGAGGAAGUCGGCAAAAAGCUUAUCGAUGCAUACUAUUCCAGAGUGCAUCCGAAGCACCCAUUUUUGUCCAAGAAGAAGAUCAUGCGCCUGCAUAACGCCAGAGCGAACCUGGUCCCAGCGCACCAAAUUCCGCUGUCCACCGAGAACAGGGCAGAUCUGUGCGACUACGCCAUCCUCCAUCUAGUCUACGCGAUCGGUGGCAGGUACCUGCAACUGACACCCGACAACAAGCAUCCGUCUCCGAGUGAGCAUUAUGCGAGCGCUUUAGCCGAUGCCGAGACUAUCUUCGCUGUUCAGAGCCUCGAGGACUUGGACGCAAUGCUCUUGAUUUCUAUAUAUCAACUGAGAUCACCAACAGGACCUGGAAUAUGGUGGAUAAUCGGAACGACGAUGCGGCACUGCAUCGACUGCGGCCUGCACCGCCGGUCCAACAACAUUUCGGCUCUGCUUGAUCAAAGACGCAAGCGUAUCUUCUGGACUGCAUACCUGCUUGAGCGUUCCGUGGCGAGAACAAUGGGACGCCCACACUCGCCAUCCGAUAGAGACAUCGAUGUAGAACUUCCAGCAAACAUUGAUGACUCGAUAGAGACUGAGAGCGAGGUAGUCGCCGCACUGGCAGAAGCAAGGGCAAAUCCUACCCAAAUCACACCACUAACAGCCGCCAUCCACAUCUUCCGGCUGCAACAAUUGGAGUCCAAGAUAUCCAACACGGUAUGUCGCGUGGACAAACCCGUCGGCUCUAUCAACCCACGCAAGAUCGCCGCACUCCGAGCUGCUCUCGAGGAAUGGAAAACCAAUAUUCCCAUCAGUCAAGACUACUGCGCAAGAGAAAAGCACCCAUAUGUCACGCAUGAUUACCACAUGACGCAGUACCACAAAGCACUGGUCUUGCUUUUUUUGCCUUUCCUGCCAUCACUCACACCGGCGCAACCUGAAUUCCGCCAAGUUGCAUACUCGGCGGGCCAGAUCUGUCAGCUAUAUAAGCGCCUCUAUGACGACCAGACUUACAUCUCAUUUUCUCUGCUAGCCCUCCACGCCAACUUUGUAGCUGGCCUUGUGCUGGUUUAUUGUUUCUGCAUGGACCCAUCAAUCUUCGAUGCCAAGUUUAGCAGCGACAUCCGUGCAUGCAGCACUCUUUUGUAUACUAUAUCGGAACGGUGGCCCGCGGCACGCAAGGUUCGAAAUGCCUUUGAUCGCCUCGUCACAGUCACGGUUGAGGGCGAACACGACAGACAACCACGGCGACCUCGCCCCAACACCACCAGCGGGUCAAUGCAGUUAGAGGCCGAUCAGCCUUUGGGCGACGAAGGUGAUUGGACUUCGGGCGACAGGGCUCAUGAGAGUAUAUGGGAUAGCUUCGGGAUGGCCCUGGGAGAUUACCAAAUCAGUGCCGAGACGUGGAUGCAGGACAGUAUUUUCCAAGCUAUGGAUGCCUUCCCGUCUGAAGAUUAG
Molecule: messenger RNA, 2064 nt
Organism: Penicillium lagena
Lineage: Eukaryota; Fungi; Ascomycota; Eurotiomycetes; Eurotiales; Aspergillaceae
Product: Zn(II)2Cys6 transcription factor
Exons: 3
Coding region: 1-2064 (687 amino acids)
Biological process (GO): positive regulation of transcription by RNA polymerase II; DNA-templated transcription
Molecular function (GO): sequence-specific DNA binding; zinc ion binding; DNA-binding transcription factor activity, RNA polymerase II-specific
Source: RefSeq, a predicted model, not a curated record